AGGCACUCACACACACACACACACACGCACCGAGCCAGGAGCCCAACUCCCUGCCUAACAAGGACAUCUACCAGGGCAGUUCACCUAGGCUCCCCCGGCCCCAGCCGCCACCACCCUCGGCCCCAGGAAGGUGGCAGCUUGUCUUCAUUUCUUGCGGUGGGCAGAAGAAUGAGUUGUUUCCAGCCCACGUAGGAGCCCUAGCCUCUGCUAUUUUUAAGUCCUCCAGGCUUGUCUAAACUGUGAAGCCAGGUUUGAUAGCACUGUUGCUCUACAUUUUUUUUUCUGAAAGCAGUUCAACUUGCCUGAGCUGAAGCAGAGACUCCCAAGUGCCAGAAGCCAGUGUGCAGUGUGUGCGUGUGUGUGUGACAAACUCGAUCAGCCCGAACAAGACCACCUCUUGCUUAAAGCUUUCAAACUGUUAUUCUUCCCGCCCCCCGUCACCCCCCAGUAUCAGAGCACUAAGUAAUCUGUCUCCCUCCCACCCCUUCCCCCUCCACCCCUCCUGUUGGAAGAUAUGGAAGAGAAAGAUAAAGGGGCUGCAUCUGGGCUCUGACUGUUCAGCCUGCAUGCCUCUCUGCUUCCAGUCCUGGGUGGACUUCAUCAUCGCCUUCCCCCGAAAAAAUCACCGUCAGCGGGAUGAGAUGCAACUUCUUGCAACUGGAUUUACAGGUGAGACUGACUUUUGCACUGCAGGAAAGCUCAGGGCAAAGAAAGAAUGCUGUAAGAAAACAUGCUUGUCGGGGAAAAUGUUUUUGUGUUUAAAAGCACUCAGCAAAAUCCUGUUUCUGGCUUAAGUGAUAAUUGGUCAUCGGGUUUCUUGUUAUAGACACAGAAAUGAAUAACUCAACGUACAUAAAUGCUUCUACGGACAAUGAAAUGGCACUGGGAAGCCCCUAUAAAACAGUUGAGGUGAUCUUCAUAGUCCUGGUAGCCGGGUCUCUCAGUCUAGUGACUAUCAUUGGGAACAUUUUGGUCAUGGUGUCAAUCAAAGUGAACAGGCACCUGCAGACUGUCAACAACUACUUCUUGUUCAGCUUGGCAUGUGCUGACUUGAUCAUCGGUGUCUUUUCUAUGAACCUAUACACACUUUACACUGUGAUUGGCUACUGGCCCUUAGGGCCUGUAGUAUGUGACUUGUGGCUGGCUCUUGACUAUGUGGUCAGCAAUGCCUCUGUCAUGAACCUUCUCAUUAUUAGCUUUGACAGAUUCUUUUGUGUCACCAAGCCUCUGACAUACCCUGUAAAGCGGACCACUAAGAUGGCAGGCAUGAUGAUUGCUGCUGCUUGGGUGCUGUCCUUCAUCUUGUGGGCACCUGCAAUUCUGUUCUGGCAGUUUAUCGUUGGGGGAAGAACAGUUCCCGAUAGGGAUUGCUACAUCCAGUUCUUUUCCAAUCCAGCUGUCACUUUUGGCACUGCCAUUGCAGCGUUCUACCUGCCCGUUGUCAUUAUGACCAUUCUCUACUGGCAAAUAUCUCGUGCCAGCAAGAGCAGGAUGAAAAAAGGAAAAAAGGAACCAGCACAAAAUCAAGAUCCAGUUUGUCCCAGUCUAGUCCAAGGUAAAAUAGUGAAACCAAACAAUAACAACAUCCCAGUCAGCGAUGAUGGGUUGGACCAUAGCAAAAUUCAGAAUGGUAAAGCCACUGGAGAGAGUGUAAUAGAGAACUGUAUUCAAGGGGAGGAGAAGGAGAGCUCUAAUGAUUCCACCUCUGUCAGUGUCAUUGCUUCCAACAUGAAGGAGAAUGAAGUUGCCAAAGAAGCCAACAGGGCUUCCAUUUCUCAAGCCCACUCCAAAGCUGAGAACUCCAAGCUGACAUGCAUCAGGAUAGUCACAAAAUCCCAAAAGGGGGACUGUUGUGUCCCAACCAACACAACUGUGGAGAUUGUAGGUACCACUGGCCAAAACGGGGAUGAGAAGCAGAACAGCGUAGCCCGUAAAAUUGUCAAGAUGACCAAGCAGCCAGCCAAAAAGAAACCACCCCCAUCUAGAGAAAAAAAAGUGACCAGGACUAUCUUAGCAAUUCUCUUGGCCUUCAUCGUUACCUGGACACCAUACAAUGUGAUGGUGCUUAUCAACAGCUUCUGUGGGCCCUGCAUCCCCGGCACUGUUUGGACUAUUGGUUACUGGCUCUGUUAUAUCAACAGCACCAUCAAUCCUGCCUGCUACGCCCUCUGCAAUGCUACCUUCAAGAAAACCUUUAAGCACCUUCUUAUGUGUCAUUACAAGAACAUAGGAGCCACAAGGUAAAAAAUAAAAAUCACAGAAAGGGGGAAGACGUUCCAAGUUUAAAAAAACACACAAAAAAACAAUGCCAUAGCACUUUAUGCUCUAGUAUGGAAUGUGCAAUCAAGGAGCCCAGUGGAGACACUGACAUGGGGCCUCAGCUCCAUCUUUGAGAACUGCACUUAAAAAACCUUUUUUCUUUGGGAAUGUUGGGAUGAAAUGAAGGGUCAGUAGAAAAAGCAGCCUUGAGGCACAGUUUCUUGCUUCCCGAUGGUCUCAUGGAGAAGGGCUUUAGUGUCUAUGAUUUGUUUCAGUUUGUAUGGAAUAAUAACACCCUUUCUUUUCUUUUGGUCUGCUGAUGUGUGUCCAUUUGAAAAAAAAAAUGUAAGAAAACUUGGACAAUAAAUAAAACAUCAAUACAUUCAGGAGGGACAAGGUUUAGAAUGUAUGGAGGCAAGGAGCAAUCCAAAAGAACCUGUAUUACAAAGGUUGUUUGCCAGGUUCAGAGCAAACUUAAGUACUUUUGUCAAGGUCUCAUGUUGAGAAUCAUAAUGUAAGGCUAACUGUUCAUCUUUGAGAAAUUCAUUUACCCUCCCCCCCCUUUUUACAAAAAUAAUUAUCCUCAAGGAAUUUAGGGGAUGUGUAGAUGAAAUAAGGGGUCUCUUUCAUCUUCAAACAUAUAUCAGGCAAAAGGUUUCUUUGUCUGAACCAGUGAUUCAUUUAUUCAUUGUUCCAAGUGUGUCAGCUUUCCUUGUCUAAGGGACUCAGUCUCACGGUGCCUCUACCAAGCAGAGAUGAAAAUGAAGAAAGAGGAAGUCCUUUUCAGCUCUUUAUGCCCCAUGGACUUCCUAGAAGCCUUCGUAUGCCAAAGCAGUUGAGAAUUUUGUUCGUUUAAUUCCUCUUCUAUAAUGCUCUCUUGUGAAUCUCUCUUUUGCCUCUAUUAGACAUGUCUUCCCUUUAGUGUCAUCUGUGUCCUGGGCAUAAAAAUCAAAAAUUAAAGCCAAUUGUAAAUGCGAAGUUUUCAUUAAAUUAAGAGCCAUGUGGCCAAAAUCAAGGAACUGAACUGAAGCCAAAAAUAGUAGGUUGUUUUUAAGGAAAGAGACUUUGGUUUGGCCACUUCAGAUGAGCACAAAUGUUAAGAGGUUGGUCUAUGAGCUGGAGUAUUAACAUGAAAAAGUCUGUCCUAGUGUCCAACAGAAAUAAGAUGCUUACUAAUUUAUUUGUGCUAAGGAACAGAAUAACCUUGCAUUGCGCAUCACUUGGAACUGAUUCUGGGUAUGUGCCAAGGUCCCUGUUAGGCCCUUGUUAGGUGGCUAGAAGAGAUUAUCUACACUUUGUUGAAAAGAUAAGGAGCUGGCCAUGUUGCCUUUUUAUCAGCAUGGAGCAAUAUUAUCGGUACGUAUCAGGGGAUAACAGUAAUAAAAGGUCAGGGAGGAAUAAGGGAUUAUAUGAAUGAGGCACUUCAAUAUCACCACUUUAAAAUAUUCUAACUUACACUUCUCCUGACUGGCGUAUUCUUAGUAUUUCAUAUAUAUUGUGACAAAACUGCUCACUAUGUGAACAGGGGAGAGUGCAUCAGAGUACUGUGCACAGCUUUUCUCUGUGAGGUCAAAAACCUCCCUCUGGGUCAUACUAACUUUUAGAUGAGGAAAAAAGGCAUGAUCCUUGACAUUCUUAUCUAAAGAGUAGCUUUCUGCAGAGAAACCCACAUCAGGUGCCUCUGUUGUAAUCCAAAUACAUUCAUCAAUAUCUGGAAUGAUGUUCGCCCAACAAAUAGGCCACUGCAUCCUUUAGGCAUAUCAUGCUACUGUAUUACAGUCUUCCAACGUGAACAUCAAAAUAACAGCCUUUUGGAUUACAGGCAUAUAAAUGUUGCAGGCUUACAUUUUAAUAUUUUUCUGAUACUCAGCAGAAAUAAGCUAUCAAAAACACUUUGGAAAUAGAAUGCUUUUAAUUCUUAGCAGUCCAAAGUUUCUGGCAGAAAGGGAAAAUUAGGUGGAUUUAACUAAAGUGAACUACGGUCACUUGAUACUUGAAUAAGAGCAUCCACACAAGGUUUUAACAUGCUUUAUGUGCAAUAACUUUGCACCUUUAGUUGACUCAUCUUAAGUGACCCAAGGAUCUCCUAACAGACAGGUCUCAAUGGUCUGAUUUUGCAACCUUUACCCACAGUGAACCCAUACUGAGUUUCUGCUUCAGUGCAAUUACUUGGGUAAGUGCUGCUCAGUGUAAGGUUUGCAAAACAGAGACCUGAGUAUCUGUCAAAACUACCUUCAACUGACAUAUCGUGAAGACCCCAGGAAGGUAUUAACUUGCCAAGCUUCAGUAGUUUGUCUGUUGUUUGUUUCCAUCCAAAUGCUGAAAAUUCCAGAUAAAAAUCAAAGACAGUGAAAUAUGGUUAAUUUCUAUAUCUUUCUUCAAGAAACAACACCCACUGCUCCUUCCCAGCAAUGACACUCAUUGCUGAAGUAGGAAAGGAAGUUUCAUAUAUUCUACUAAGCCACCUAGAGAUCACCUUUUAACUUUAGACUUCUGGCAUGUAUGCAACUGCUCUUCUCUGAACCCUCCAGCUGUCACCAGGACAUGAAUUGCAAAUCCAUUUUAUAUCCUGGGACACACUGACAGGUUAAAAAGUACAAGCUCUGUGGAACAAUUAUACCAUAUAAUGUUCUGUUGCAUCACAUGGUAUAAUGAGAGACUGUGAUGUGAAGAAAAUGUUUAUACCCUGUCAGACUCCCACAGAGAAAUUAAACACAAUACACAUCCUCUGAUGCUUUUCCUCAGCACCAGGCUUACCUUUGAUCCUGAGGAAAAAGGUACUUUAUUUCCCUUCAUUAUAGCAGUGGAAAGCCUUAUAGGAUGCACAUAGCAGGCACGUUAUUACAAUUUACCUUCAACGUAUACUUCUAAAUUGUACUCAUUCUGGGAAACAACAGUUCCUUUGAUAUGUAUUGCUCAAAAUUUAGAACAUCAUACAUGAAAUAAUGUAUCCACAAACAUGCACACGCACGCACACACACCUGCACACACACAGAUUCCAGGGGUAUAAUAUAAAUUGUGCAUUAUUCAGUAUGAUGUAUGGUAACUAUAGCUGUGUUGCUCUCCUUGACAGCUACUCUAAGGUACAAAGGUAAUUCCUAUUCAUCAUACCGUGUAUAACCUCCUUUGACAUGGGGGACUGGUGAAUACCACAUAUGUUAGUUGAAAUCUGUAAGGGUUGAAUCUAGUUUGGUGGUGGAUUAGCAAAAUAAGAAAUGUAGUAAUUUCUCAUGACCACACAAUAAUUUGUUCCUUCAAACAAAGACGUGCUUGUUAAAAAUGCUGUGGGUUUUAGAAAACUCUCAUACCUUCCCUUGUUCUCUCAAACCUACAUGACACUUCACAAUCACCACACUUCAUUUCCCUGGUGAAUUACGUUUCUGUAAGAUGUAAAUGUGAUUCUUUAAAAGCAGUGCUUUCUGCUUACCCACUUUGGUGCCCCAUUUGUCACUUGGAUCCUGUCUGCUUAACUGACUGAUAUAAACCACUGUUGUUAGUGCAGCUGAGCAAAUGAAGCAGUGGAAGGGAGAACUGCAUUCAGUUCUGCUCCAUGCACCAUCAAUAGUACAUGGGCUAACUCCUGAUUCCAGAAUCAUCAUCUUUGCAAUGUAGUUGGCAGGAGAAGACCAGCUGGAUUUUCACAUUCCAUGCUGAAUUUUCAGUUCCCAUGUCAAUUAGGUAAACUGCAUAUGUAAUUCAUAAAGAAAAAUAAAUAUGAAAGGCUAAAAUUAGCACUGCUUGCCCCUUUACUGAUAGCCUAAGGACUCUAAGUGAAUGGGCAUUGAGCUUGAACCCUUCUCUCUUCUCCCUAUAGGAUGUCCUUCUACAUCAGGAUUAAGUUCACAUUGGCAGUCCAUUGUAAAAAAGUUUCUACUGUCACUGUCCAUUCUUUGCCACUUCUCUGAGAGGACAAAACAAUACAUCUAACUGGCAAUGUUCAUGAGCACUGAAGUCACCCUUGGGGAACAAAUGGGGAGAAGGGAUAUAUAAGGGGCCAGCUGAAGUAGCAUUGAAAAUCUGUUUUCAAGUCUGUACAAAACCUAAGGAAAAAAAAAUGUCAGACAUCUAUUUGGAAGUUUCACUUGAUUUAUUAGGGAUCACAAGGAUCAGUUAAAUAUGCCAAUACUUUUUAAUGUUGCCUUGUGAAAAAUAGAGCAAGCAAUCCAAAUGGGUCACUGUGUAAAAGUUAGUUUUUCUUGGGGGGUGGUUCUUCUCCAUAAAUGUCAGUAAGGAUUUAAGCGCCAAGAUCAGAUUCUGAAGACUGGUUGUACCAACACAGAAUAGAGGAGGAAUAAAAGUAUCUAUAAGCAAAUUUCUUUACUUUAAAAGGAAUUGGUAUGAUCUGGUGAAGCAACCAAGAGUAGCCCCAGGCCUAUUCAAAGUUGUACCAGCUGCAACAUCUCCAGCAGUCUCUUUUACUCUCCAUGCCCCUGACAUACCCUGUAUAUCCUGAUCCAGGAGCAUGGUUUGUCAUCAUCCAGACAUGUUGACUCUACUGUUGUCUUGGGCUUUCAUAGACUGACAAAAAUGCCAGGUGGAUAUUUCACUUGGUUUUCCAGCUGUUUUGCCAAGCUGCUGAAGCAGUGCAAAGCAGAUGAAACAGCAACCGGAAACUUGCCCUCUGUUAAUUUACACAGAGAUGUUGAGAAACUGACUCUUCUAUAUCCCUUCUUCUCAUUCCUUUCUCACACAUGGUCCACUUGGAAAAAUCAAGACCCCAUGGAAAUGUUUUCAGAAUAUCCCAAGAAUCAUCUUUAUAAUAUAAUGUAUAUUGUUUUUCCUCCCAUCUCAUCUCCCAAUGAGGCAUCCUAUUUUAUACCACUGGAGACAGCUCCAAAUUAGUAAAGAGUCACUUCUGUAGUCUGACUGUUUUACUCCUUUUUGGUAAUACUAUGACACCGGAGCCUUGUCCACAAGAAUAGGUGUAUGAGGGGGAGCUGAAAGGACAGGCCAAAGCCCCUGGGGUGUGCUCUGACACCAGUCAGUUUCUGGGGAUCUCUCACUGGGUAGGACAAGUGCUUGAAGGGGUUCCUGCACCUUCAAGUGCUUGAAGGUUCGGGCCAGGCAGUCAGAGACUGCUCCCUGUUCCCAGACUUCGGUAGAUGCUUGCAGGGCUCUGUGUGUGUGUGUGUGUAUGUGUGUGUGUGUGUGUGUGUACAUAUAUAUACCAGAGCUGUCAGAGCUGUUCCAACCUUUUCACUCUAUGAUGAAACUAUCAGGUACUGCCACUGCUCUUUGCUACUCCUGUAAUACAAAGUAGGUAUUACCUAGCUUAACCAGCUAGUUAAAAUAGAUUUACAGCCAUUUUAGCUAAGAACAGACAUUUAAUUUGUUCCUAGACAAGUUGUGUCUGUGCUUGUCCUGGAGCAGAAAUAUCCUGGGAUUGUCAUAUACACAUUUCACCCUUCUAAGCUGGGUUUAGUGAAUGGUAAAUGCAUUGCUGUUGAUUCAACGAUGCAAUCCUGAGAUAACAGUUCAGAUGCAUUUUGUGAUGUCCUAGGAUAAGUUGUUAGCACUUUGUAUUCUAUGAACAUUUUUAGGAUUUAUCCUGGGUCAGUGGACAUGAACAUCUGAACAAUUGAAUUUUCUCCUGGGAUAAAGUGGUGUAUCCCAGGACAACUAUGACAUCUGUAUGUAGCCCUGAGUUGCAGGAAUAGUGAAAAGCAGUUGGUGGGUAUUGGAGAUUCUAGUUUUAAAAUCUUACGCAAAUAACUUCAAAAGUCUUUUGCAAAGCCAAUGAUCUCUUCUUUUAAGUCUCUUCUUCUUGCCAAAUUCUUACCCAGGAAGAGAUAUCCUGUGGCUUAAAAGGCAGAUUCUUCAAAUCCACAAAAGGAGAAUUAGAUCACCAAAGUUAAUGGCAUCUGGUUCUUUUCUUUUCUUUUCUUUUCUUUUUUUUUUCUUUCUUUUUUUUUUUUUUUUGCUGGUGGGUGGCUCCUGAAUAGCAUUGUAGAUAUUCCUAAUAGCAACUGGGAUGGUUAUAGUAGACUUGCCUCUUUAUCUUCCAGAUCUUUUGAACCUGUUGUGUCCCGUUGGCUACAAAUACUACUUCUACUCAUGUGUGAUCCUGUUUGCUCUCCACAUAUAGUGUACCUAGUUUUGGACUUUAACUUAUUUUAUUUAUUUAGAAAAUGUUUCCCUGCUGAAGGAGAUUUGUAGAGGCUCCUAUGUUUUAUUUUUCAACUAUAUUUUAUUUUUCUCUUUUUCAUUCUUUUCCAAAAUUUCCUUCUUUAAACAGCCUCUUGCCUUGCUGCAUUAAAAAGUAAAUUCUAAGGCUUUUCAGCAAUGAGUCUAUGAUUUCUUUUCUAUUUCAGACAAUUGUACUACCACUUCUACCCUACAAAGACCUUAACUUUUUGUGGUGCACAAACUCUCCUGACUCAGUUCCAUGUUAUCUUGAUGCAUAUGAUCUCUAAUCUCUGUAAUCAAGAUUCCUCUUCAAAGCUUCAAUCCAUCACACAAAAGAUAAAAUCAAGACAAUCCUUUCCCCAUCUUUUUCUUUUUAAUGUGUCAUCUCCAAACCAUAACCAACAUAGGUAAUAAUAGAGACUGAAUAUUGUCGUGACGGAAUAUCAUACAACAAAAUGCAGUGCAGUAGUUCGUGGGUUAUUAAAUGAUAAAGCAAAGCCACCCAUCAUCCAUCCUGAGCUAAGAUACAGUUAGAGCAUUCCAUGUGUUUUCUGCUUUCUACUGCCUUUAUUCACAAGGGAACAAAGCCUUGCAAUCUAGCCAUAGCAAGUCUGCUUUUGCACAGUACCCCACACUGCAGCUCAUCUCAUGCAAUUAUGUUCUUUCAUAUUUUUAAUUCCAAACCAUUUCUUCCCUGCGGAAAUAAAAUAUAACGCCAUUGCACACAUAUCCCUGCCUUUAUAUUUGAGGAAAGUAGGAAUAUUUGCUGUACUUAAACUUCACCCAGGCACUGAUUGAAUGAAGAAAAGCAGACAGUGGACCAUGUCAUCACUCUUCCUCUCCUUCCUCCACUAAAUUAUCAUGGUGCAUGGAAAUUCUUUUAUCUGCUUUGGAUAUGGUGGGAGAAAUUCACCCUGGAUUGUAAUUAUGAAGAAGCAUUUUAAAAUGUUUAAUGUAAGACUUUCUUUGACUCCAGGAGGAUUUGGUAUCUGGUGUCAUUAGAUGCAUUAUCACUGUAAUAUAUAUUAAAAUGUCCUUCCUGGACAACGGUCGUUUUCUGAGCGUUUGACAAAAAUACUGUUUCCCCCACUGGCACUAAAGAAAGUACAAUAUAGUGAACAGGGGAACAAGAAACAAACCAAGCAUUCUGCUCCCUAAACCUCCAAAGGAACAGGUUGGUUGAAGGAAGUCUCUUCUCAUACUCUCCUCUAUUCAUCUGAUCUGGAGAGGCUCACAGGUUUUGUUUUUACAGGUGGUUCCAUCUUUACCAUUGUACUCCAAAGAUAGCCAUUCUCUUCGGAAGCAGAAACUAAUAAUAAUAAGGGGUGAAAGAGUGCCAAGCUCACUAAUAAAUGGACUUUCUUACAAAUUAUCCCUUAACUUCUGGUGCCAUUUUGAAGAGGCUCUUGGUGAGUCAGAGACUAGUAUUCAAUUUGUAAAUACCUUUAGCUAGUGCAUUUUAACAUGACCAACCACAUAUCUUGGCUAUGUACAGAAAUAAUACAACAUGUGUAAUAUUAUAAAGAUAAGUUACAAUGUAAAUAUAUCUACAAUGAAUGUCCAUUUACUCUUCAAACUGUAUGUAAGAGGAGGUACCUAGUCUCCUCUGGAGAUUUUUAUUUUGUUUUGUUUUAUUUUAUUUCAUUUUAUUUAAUGUAAGGGUAUGAAAACCAGUUGUUGAUUUGCAAAAACCAGUAAUCUUGUCUUCAACAAAAAAGAAGAAAAACUUACUGUCAGAAAAAAAAUAUGAGUGCUUCACACGUAAAUGGUGUCCAAAUACAUUUGGCAAGAUUGUGAAUUGCCAAGCAGGGCAGCUGGGAAUUGGUUGAAUUCUUGAUGCCAUACAUUUGAUCUCAUAUAAAUAAGAUAAGCACAAGUUUUAUGGUUGGCUAUGUAAGGCUGACCCACAUUAUUAUAUAUAUAUAUAUACAUUAUAGAUAUAUAUAUUUAUAUAUAUUGUAUAGAUAUAUACCUGUUAGUAUACACAGCAUUCAAAUAGUGAAAGCAAAGAGUGGUGAAGAGGCAUUGGUUAUUUGUGCGCAAUAUUGCUGUUCAUCAGAGGGGACAAAGACUGUUAUUCAGCAACAUUAGAAUAUGUUACGCAGAAUGAGGGGAGCCUUAACCAUCUAGGAAGCAGAGCUCCAACAAAACAACUAAGGAAGGACUGAAACAAUAAGGGAUUUGAAAUAUUUUGAACUCACAACUAAAAUUACAUGCAAUAUAUGUGUAUGUACUUCUGCCAAGUUGUAUUCCUAGUUGAAGCAUUGCAUUAAACAGCAAACUAUAACAUUACUACUAAUAAAAAUGUUUUUGUAUGUGGUA
Messenger RNA from Alligator mississippiensis (American alligator), 10707 nucleotides. It is a transcript of the gene CHRM2, whose product is annotated as cholinergic receptor muscarinic 2. Gene Ontology annotation, molecular function: G protein-coupled acetylcholine receptor activity; G protein-coupled serotonin receptor activity. The transcript has 3 exons. Gene Ontology annotation, cellular component: dendrite; plasma membrane; synapse. The coding region runs from base 835 to 2244 and encodes 469 amino acids. The record is from RefSeq and is a predicted model, not a curated record. NCBI's taxonomy places the organism in Eukaryota, Metazoa, Chordata, Crocodylia, Alligatoridae. Gene Ontology annotation, biological process: adenylate cyclase-inhibiting G protein-coupled acetylcholine receptor signaling pathway; chemical synaptic transmission; regulation of smooth muscle contraction.